GGGUAGUGAGCUAUUUGAAUAGGGAAGAUGGCAGCCGCGGCAGUGGUGGAGUUUCAGAGAGCUCAGUCUCUCAUUAGCACAGACAGGAACGCGUCUAUUGACAUUUUUCAUUCAAUCGUGAGGCGAGAUGUCCAGGAGGAUGACGAAGAGGCGGUUCGUGUCAAGGAGCAGAGUAUCCUGGAGUUGGGUAGUCUCCUUGCUAAGACCGGACAAGCUGCAGAGCUUGGAGGCCUGCUGAAAUUCGUGAGGCCUUUUCUAAUCUCCAUAAGCAAGGCGAAGGCAGCACGCUUGGUGCGCUCACUCUUAGAUCUGUUCCUGGACAUGGAAGCAGCCACGGGACAGGAGGUCGAACUGUGUCUGGAAUGCAUAGAGUGGGCCAAAGCUGAGAAGAGGACCUUCCUCAGACAGGCCCUCGAGGCUCGCCUAAUUUCGCUCUAUUUCGACACUAAGAGAUACCAGGAAGCCCUGCAUCUAGGAACCCAGUUGCUGCAGGAACUCAAAAAGAUGGAUGACAAAGCUCUGCUGGUGGAGGUUCAACUACUGGAGAGUAAAACCUACCAUGCACUGAGCAACCUGCCCAAAGCCAGGGCUGCCCUCACCUCAGCCAGGACUACCGCCAAUGCCAUUUACUGUCCCCCAAAGCUUCAGGCGGCUCUCGAUAUGCAGUCAGGUAUUAUCCACGCGGCUGAAGAGAAAGAUUGCAAAACGGCCUACUCUUACUUCUUCGAGGCUUUUGAGGGCUAUGACUCCAUCAACAGCCCCAAGGCUGUCACAGCACUUAAAUACAUGCUCUUGUGCAAGAUCAUGCUCAACUCGCCAGAGGAGGUACAAGCCCUGAGCAGUGGCAAACUGGCUCUACGAUAUAUAGGGAGAGAGACUGAUGCACUCAAAUGUAUAGCACAAGCCAGCAAGAACAGAUCAUUAGCAGAUUUCGAAAAGGCCCUGUCAGAUUACACUAAAGAACUGAGAGAUGACCCCAUCAUCAACACACACUUGGCCAAACUUUAUGACAAUUUGCUGGAACAGAACCUCAUUCGGGUCAUUGAGCCUUUUUCCAGAGUACAGAUAACACACAUAGCAGGUCUCGUCAAACUCUCAAAGGAUGAUGUUGAGAGGAAACUGUCACAAAUGAUCCUGGACAAAAAGUUUUAUGGGAUCCUUGACCAAGGGGAAGGUGUGCUUAUCAUAUUUGAGGAACCCCCGGUGGACAAAACCUACGAGGCAGCCCUAGAAACCAUACAGAACAUGAGCAAAGUUGUGGAUUCGCUGUACAACAAGGCUAAGAAGUUAACAUAGACGAAACGUCAGAAGCUGCUGCUGUGUGAAAUGUUUGUAUGUUUGUGAGUUUGCCUGUAUGUAUGUGUGUGUGUGUAUAGCCAACACGUGGAUCCGUCUCACAGCAAAGGGACAACGAAAAAUGCAACAGGAUCUACUGGUUCCCCAGUUGAGAAUUUUUAAUGUCUCUUUCAAAUGGACAAUUUCAUCUGAUUUCCUGUUUUUUUUUCUCUUCUGUAUCUCUUAACGGCCAACGCAGGCCAUCAGGGAAUGUUGUACAACUACAAUAAAAUCCUAAAAUGUCAUAAAGAAAUGUAUAGCUCUUCUACAUUUAAAGUUUUUUUUAUUACAGCAACUUUGAUACACGGACUCUUGGGUUGCAGUGAUCUGCGGUUCAUUUGUUGCUUGCAGAAGAACACAUUUUUUUUCUCCAACUUUUUUCCGAUUUAAUGGAUGUAUGUGUCACGCUUCAGGUGUGAUUUUAAAGGUUUUUGGCAGUAAUGCAGUUUGAUAGGCUCUGUAAUAAGCACAGUUGCCAAACAUAUAACCACACACUAGAAGAUUAUUUUUGAAGUUCAUAUGAUCAAGAGUAUUGUUUGUCAUUUACUUUCUUAGUACGCUGUCUUUACAGUUUUGUACUUCCAGAUUACUGUUUGCCAAGUAGGGUGGUUAUAUUAAAUGGCCCCACUCUCACAAUUGUUUUACUGUACUCCUCUUUGAUAAAGUACUCCUAUUCUCAAGACACA
Paramisgurnus dabryanus is the source of this 2021-nucleotide messenger RNA. Lineage: Eukaryota; Metazoa; Chordata; Actinopteri; Cypriniformes; Cobitidae. The record is from RefSeq and is a predicted model, not a curated record.